AUGAAGGUGGCGCGCACGAAGCAGGCGCUGCGGCACCUCAAGACGAAGCGGAAGCGGGCGAAGGAUAAGCGGCGACGACGGGCGACGCGCGGCGUGGGAGAUGAGACGAUGGUGACCACCGCGGACGGCGGCGGUGAGCGUGAACGCGGCGACGGCGCGGACGCGCUCGAGCGCUCGGCGCGGGAGCGGCGGAGCGCGGUGACGGCGCGGAAGCGAGAGCUGCGAGAGCGCAUCGAUGAGUUGAAGUCGAAGCGAGGGAAGAUUGGGAAGAAGAAUUUUGGAAAGAGCGAGGAACGCAAGGCGCUCACGCGGCGGAUUCAGGCGUUGGAGAAGGAGCGCGCGGCGCUGAACCCGAACGGUGGUUCGGAGAACGGGAUGGGUGAGGAUGACGGUGGGGGGGGGGAUCUCAUCGAGGCGGAUCUGGACGUGGAGAUGGCUGCGUGA
This is a messenger RNA of Ostreococcus tauri, 444 nucleotides long. Its product is annotated as unnamed product. The record is from RefSeq and is a predicted model, not a curated record. NCBI's taxonomy places the organism in Eukaryota, Viridiplantae, Chlorophyta, Mamiellophyceae, Mamiellales, Bathycoccaceae. The transcript has a single exon. Bases 1 to 444 code for a protein of 147 amino acids.